Messenger RNA from Puccinia graminis f. sp. tritici CRL 75-36-700-3, 1163 nucleotides. RefSeq lists its product as uncharacterized. The transcript has 5 exons. NCBI's taxonomy places the organism in Eukaryota, Fungi, Basidiomycota, Pucciniomycetes, Pucciniales, Pucciniaceae. The record is from RefSeq and is a predicted model, not a curated record. Bases 39 to 890 code for a protein of 283 amino acids.
UUCAGACAUGAUAUUUUGAUUACUCCAUUACUUGAACUAUGGAACGCACGAGGAAAUUUUUCCGCUUGAAGAAUUCAUCGAAAGAUUCCGACUUGAGCUUUCACUGUUGCGGUAAACCGGAUGAUCUUCUUGAUGAGCCCCUAGAUUUCGUCAAUACCAAACGACAGCCAAGCGGACAGGCUGAACUCACAAAUCCGGAAACAAAGAUCAGUGAAAGACAUCUUGAUUCAAUGCUUGUGGCUACCCUCUGUAAUGAGCAUCGCUUGAUGAAGGAGAUGACAAGUAGUGAGGCACUCCAAUCAGCCUCCGGUCCCUCAGGCCGUCGGCCCCUCAAGUCUCUUCUCUUCCGGUCAACCGCUUCGUCCCCCAACCUGCAGCGAAAGUCACGAGUUCAACGAACGAAGCUUUGGGCUAAAAAGUACAUUGAACCUCGCAUCAAUGACAAGGCGUUUGCUUACGAGGAAAUGAAGUAUUAUACACGCCAGGAGGCAGACAAACCCCAGGAGGAUGCAGCUUCGAAGGAAGAUAUUGGCCCCAGACUUAGAUCGGCGCGGAGCAUGCCCAUGUUGAAUGAGGCUGCUUUCUCCAAUAUGCCAGCCAGUCAUCGGCGUCGGGCGAAGUGUCUAUCUUCGUUCUCUUUUUCAGGUCUAGACGCACUAGUUGGCAUGAAUUGUGAUCAAACCAAAGGCACUUCAUCAAAUGACAUGCCGUAUUCCCCCAUGGACGACUCCUACCCUCUCGAUAAUGCCACAACGCGGACCGACAGCGCCCAGAGCACCUCCUCCAAGCUGCAAACGUCUAUAUUUUCGAAAAACUCCAAAUUUUCCAGUUUCCUCUCGGCGGUCAGCUGGAAUAGCUUGCUUCGACAUCGACAAGAAAAAGACGGAUAGUUAGAUCGUCUAUGUUGUUUGGACACUCCUGAAGGCUAAGUUGACUUGAUCCAUCAAUACCUCCCGAUAAGACAUUUGUACCCAGCUCUUUUGUACCCUGCUCCAAUCACCACUCUAUGCCACCCUAUGAUUUUGUAGGCUCAUUGCCUCUCUGAAAACUUUUGUUGUGACCUUUACUUCUCUUCGAUCUGACCAAGCCUGAGCUCUUGUUAGUUUUAGUAAUCAGUUUCCGCAGAAAUUCACAUGGGCUUCAUUUUCAGUUCUUUUGGAGUG